AUCUGUAUCUUCUUCUCUUAAUUCUCCUCGACUGCCACCCUGACCCGACCCGAGAAGACGAAAUGGCUUCAGAAGGUGGAGAGAAACCAGAGGGUUUUGGUGUGGAACAGGUGGCAGUGACUACGAGGUCAUAUGAUUGGAUCAUUCCCAUACUGAGGUUGCUUGCAUUUUUUGCGACUCUUGCUGCGACACUUGUAAUGGCGCUUAACAAACAAAAGAAAACUUUUGUUGUUGCCACUAUUGGAACCACUCCAAUACAAGUUACCCUCACCGCCAAAUUUCAACACACACCAGCAUUUGUAUUCUUCGUGAUAGCUAAUGGCAAUGCUAGUCUCCAUAACUUGUUGAUGCUAAUCGUCAGUAUCCUGGGACCCAAGUUUGAUUACAAGGGACUUCGCCCUUUAGUAAUUGCAGCAUUAGACAUGAUGAACGUGGCCCUUGUCUCCGGUGGAGUGAAUGCAGCGGCUUUCAUGGGUCAGCUGGGUAGGGAUGGAAAUUCUCAUGCAAGGUGGAACAAAAUUUGUGACAAAUUUGACAGCUAUUGCGACCGUGGAAGUGGUGCCAUGUUGGCUUCUUUCAUCGGCCUCGGACUAAUGAUCAUCAUCAACAUUAUCUCCAUCGUCAAGCUUCGCAGUCAUAAACUUGUUAACUCUUCUAUUAUUCCUUGAUCUAUAAAGCUAUAUAUUUGAGUGUACUUAUAGUAUUCUGUUUUUACUGCCUAAAAUAAUGUAAUUUCUCGUGUAUUGAAUAUGAUUGACGAAGAAAUACAUGUGAAAUAUUUAUUUGUGAUUCUA
Olea europaea var. sylvestris is the source of this 794-nucleotide messenger RNA. RefSeq names its product CASP-like protein 1B2. The coding region runs from base 63 to 668 and encodes 201 amino acids. The transcript has 3 exons. NCBI's taxonomy places the organism in Eukaryota, Viridiplantae, Streptophyta, Magnoliopsida, Lamiales, Oleaceae. The record is from RefSeq and is a predicted model, not a curated record.